This is a messenger RNA of Didymodactylos carnosus, 606 nucleotides long. The record is from the annotation of a GenBank genome assembly. NCBI's taxonomy places the organism in Eukaryota, Metazoa, Rotifera, Eurotatoria, Philodinida, Philodinidae.
AUGGCCGACAACUAUCUUCAUCAAUCAACCGAUGAAAUUGAAUAUUUUAGUGUUAAAAUGUUCAAACCAAAUAUGGAUUCGAUACCAUAUUAUCCUUUACCAUCUGGAUAUUCACUUCAACUAUAUAAAAAUGAUUCAAACGAUGAUCAAAAAUGGGUCGAUAUAGCUAAAGCUGCAGGAGAAUUCAAAUCGAUUGAACAAGGUUUCGUAAUGUUUGAGAAAUAUUACCAAAAUUACAAAGAAAAUGAUUUACUUUCCACACGUGUCUAUUUUCUUGUCAGUCCUGAUGGAAAAUAUAUUGGCACAGCUUCAGCUGGUAUAGAUCAAAUCGAUGGCAAAGAACAAGGUAGUCUUUGGUGGGUAUCCAUUAUUCCAGAAUAUCAAGGAAAAAAAUUGGCAAAACCGAUAAUAUCUUAUGUGCUGUUAAAGAUUGCUGAAUAUUCAAAUACAUGUUAUCUUGAUUCACAAACAACUAGUUGGAAAGCAAUUAAUAUGUAUGCUGAUUUUGGUUUUGUUCCAUCUAUGUUAAAACCGGAUAAUUAUGAAAAAGCCUGGCGAUUAUUGAGCAAAUUAUGUAAAAGAAAAUUUAUAGACGAUAUCGAUUGA